CUUCCGGCGUAGAAGAAGAAAACGCUCACGCUUCAUGAGCUGAGCUUAACCGGUCUGUCACAUUUUUUAUCUGGAGCAGCUAAAGGACAACAUAGAGUGCACAGCAACAUCUGUGUCACUGUGGGCCCCCUGAGAGCUUGACUGUCAACGAUUAAAGAGCAAGUAUGAGCAGCCUGGAUCAGGACCAGCAUCUUCUACUUAGUUGCCGUGACAAAACAACAGUCUCCACUGAUUCAUCAGACGCUCCUGAGCUGGCCAAACACCCUCUCUGUGGUCUGAAAUUGGCAUCACAUGCAGUGCUGGAGAAAGCACAGCAGAGGGGCAGGUUGAAGUGCCCUAAAUGUGGAGGAUCAAGGAUGUUUUUCUGCUACACAUGCUGCUCGUUACUGGGUGUCGGCUUGCAAGAAAUCCCCUCAAUUAAGCUUCCUGUGAAGAUAGACAUCAUCAAGCAUCCAAAUGAGACAGAUGGGAAGAGCACAGCAGUUCAUGCCAAGAUCCUCGCUCCAAGUGACGUCACCAUAUACACUUACCCCUGCAUACCUGAGUUUGAAAAGGACAAGGUUGUUUUGGUGUUCCCUGGUCCAGGGGCCGUCUCAGUUCAAGAUAUGAUGCAGCGUUUACUCGACAGGACCGACGGGUCACAUGAUGAACCGUGCAUAAAGAGGCGGAAAAGUGAGGAAGUUCAUGGUGCCACACACACUGCCAAGAACUCAGAGACGGGGACUCCAGAUGAAGCAAAGGGCUGUGAGUCAAGGGUGUAUCCCCUCCAGAGGGUGGUCUUCAUCGACAGCACAUGGAACCAGACCAACAAGAUCAGCUCAGAUGAGAGACUGCAAGGUCUGCUCCAGGUAGAGCUCAAGACGAGGAAAACAUGUUUCUGGCGCCAUCAGAAGGGCAAGCCAGAAACGUACCUGGCUACUAUUGAGGCAAUUUAUUAUUUCCUGAAAGACUUCCAUGAGCAUUGCCUUGCUCAAGAGUAUAAAGGAGAAUAUGACAACCUUCUCUUCUUCUACUCCUUCCUGCAUUCAGUUGUCAACAAAUCAAUGUCUGAAGGAAAACAUUGCAAGGAAAAUAACUUGAAGAAAACAUGAAAUGAGCCAACGAUUAACUAAAGUAGAAAAGUAGAUUCAUGUGGAAAUUGCGGUUUAUCUGAUGGAGUGAUAUUUUAUUUUGAGAGGGAUGCCGAGGCAUCGGUUUGCUGAAAAAUAUGCUAUAAAGCUUUUGUUUACAAUUUAAAACAGUGUCUUUGAAACAUGAGUAUAUUUUCAAUUGCAAGUUUAGAAUUCUGCUACAAACAACCUCAGCUUGUCUUAUGGUUUAAAUUAACCGGCAAAAAUAGGAGGGUUUUUGACAUUUUUACUCAUCUUGAAUGUAAUUAUGUGCAAGGAUGUUGACCUAAAAUUAUGUUUUAAUAUUUUUAUUUACAAAUUAUUACAUGUCUGAGAAAUCCAUGUCUCUUAUUUUCCAAAAAUAAAGAAGAAUUCAUGACCCAUGGGCACCUAGAUUCACUAUUGUUGCAGAACUAAUAAAUCUGGUCUUCAAAAAUAUA
Messenger RNA from Solea solea (common sole), 1549 nucleotides. RefSeq names its product DTW domain containing 1 (gene dtwd1). Gene Ontology annotation, molecular function: tRNA-uridine aminocarboxypropyltransferase activity. Gene Ontology annotation, biological process: tRNA modification. Bases 165 to 1091 code for a protein of 308 amino acids. Gene Ontology annotation, cellular component: nucleus. NCBI's taxonomy places the organism in Eukaryota, Metazoa, Chordata, Actinopteri, Pleuronectiformes, Soleidae. The record is from RefSeq and is a predicted model, not a curated record. The transcript has 5 exons.